This is a messenger RNA of Batrachochytrium dendrobatidis JAM81, 2727 nucleotides long. Its product is annotated as tRNA ligase. Gene Ontology annotation, biological process: tRNA splicing, via endonucleolytic cleavage and ligation. Bases 11 to 2599 code for a protein of 862 amino acids. Gene Ontology annotation, cellular component: nucleus. The record is from RefSeq and is a predicted model, not a curated record. The transcript has 5 exons. Gene Ontology annotation, molecular function: GTP-dependent polyribonucleotide 5'-hydroxyl-kinase activity; phosphoric diester hydrolase activity; RNA ligase (ATP) activity. Lineage: Eukaryota; Fungi; Chytridiomycota; Chytridiomycetes; Rhizophydiales.
CAGUCGCAACAUGAGCAGCACGUCUUCGUAUCAAUCCACCAAUGCUAUGGUAGAUGCUUUUAAAAAUAUUCAAAAGGGUAUAAAUGGUCUGACAAGAUCCAAAUCCCUCGCUAGCUGUAAUCAGUAUGACUUUAGACCAGAACCUGAUGUGCAUAUCCCCAUCUACUCGUACAGCUGCGUUGAGUGGGCAUUCAAAAAGCAUAGUGACGUCUUGCCUGUGCAGGCUAGAGGCUUGUUUGUAAGACAAGUCCCAGAUGUGCCUGGAAGCUGGAUGAUUGUUGCUCGUGGAUACGACAAGUUUUUCAAUGUCGGAGAAGUCCCUACCACUACAUGGGACUAUAUUGAAAAAAAUGCUGUCGGUCCGUAUGAGAUCACACUCAAGGAGAACGGAUGUAUUAUAUUUAUAGCUGCAGUCGAGGGCCAUAUUUUAGUUACAUCCAAGCAUGCAUUGGGUCCAUCCAAGGAUUCAAACCGAGAAGCUCCGUCUCAUGCAGACAUGGGAGAAAGAUGGCUGGAUACCCAUUUAAAACAGUCUGGUUCAACUCGCAAGGAAUUGGCCGAGUUUCUUACAGAACACAACAUAACUGCUGUGUUUGAGCUUGCCGAUGACGAGUUUGAAGAGCAUAUUUUGGAGUAUCCACCUGACCGUCGUGGUCUGUAUUUGCAUGGAAUCAAUCAAAACACUCCCGAAUUUAUCACUUGGAGUGUUGAAAGACUUUCAGUGUUUGCAAAAAGAUUUGGAUUCUUUCUGGUUGAAUUUCUAAUCAGAGAUACUGUAGCAGAUAUUCGUGCACUGGCAGAGGAAUGUGGAAAGACAGGAAGCUAUAAAGGUCGUCCGAUUGAAGGGUUUGUUGUACGCAGUCAACUAAAUACGCACGGUUUGAGCAAAACAUCGCAGCAAGCGACUUAUCUAUUUAAAAUCAAGUAUGAUGAGCCUUAUCUUAUGUUCCGCGAAUGGCGUGAAGCUACAAUGGCUAUUUUACAUGGUCGAGCAGAUCGCUUCACGCCGCGUCAUGCACUCACAGGAAAUUACAUGGCAUGGGUGGUUAAUAAGCGUAAAGAGAAACCGCAUUUGUUUGCCAAGUAUACUCAGAUGAAGGGAAUUAUUUACACUCGCAACUUGUUUUUACGUGAACAAGGACUGAAAAGUAUCUGUGGCAGUGAGAUAUUGAAACUUGCUAAUGAGAGUUAUGUCCAAACAGAACAUGCAAGUCUGCUUCCAUCCACAGGAACUAAUGGUUCUACCUCGAUUUCUUUGAAUGGUAUUGACAGUGCAAAUCAAAAGAUUUUAUUGGUGCCUAUUGCGACUGUUGGGAUAGGAAAGACUACUCUUGCACGGGCGCUAGCAAACAUGUUCCCAAUAGAGCACGUUCAAAGUGAUGAUAUCAAAUCAAAAAAGGGGACUGCUUCGCUUUUUCUAGCCAAGGUUAUCAAUUCAUUCAAAACCAAAGACAUUGUGUUUGCUGAUCGCAACAAUCAUCUCUAUCAACAUCGUGAAAAGUUGUCAAUCUCGUUUAGGGGGGCAUAUCCAAAUGGAAAGUUGGUUGCAUUAGACUGGGGUGUGGAAAAGGCUGACAAAAACGAGCUGAUCCGUCUCACUACCAAUCGAAUCAAUAGCAGAGGUGACAAUCACCAAACAUUGACUUCAAAAGAUCCAAAGUUGCGCGGCAUAAUUCAUGGGUUUGUCAACAAACGAUCACGUUUUGAUAGGUUGAAUCCAGCCGACUCCAUGUUUGAUCAAGUUAUAUCUCUUAAUGUCAAAAACUCUGUAGCUCAAAAUGCCGAGUUGAUUAUUCAAGCACUUGGAUGGAAAUCUCCGGAUCCAUCGGAUAUGGUAUCAUCAGUUCAAUUUGCUUUAGAAUACAAACUUCCAGCUAAUCAAUCUUUGGCCUCUAUAUCAUCAGCUGCACAAUCCAUUAAUAACCGGCCAAAAAACACUCUGCCCGAAUCUACCGACGCCAAUUUAGUUUCUCUGACUCAAAAUCUUAAUAUCUCUGGCCUACCCAAAAAAAAGCGACCUCGGUAUUUUGCCAUCAAAAUUGCUGAAGAUCUGGAACCAAUUUUAGAAACACUAUUCAGUGAUUCUAAAUUGGCUUUGGAUGGAUUUUGGUCUAAAUUGGUGAAAAGCGGACGAGUUGAUGCCCAUAGGAAAAAUGGGUGGCAUGUUACGCUUGGAUUUCAAAACACGGGGGAUAUAUACAACAGAUAUCUAGAGUGGUGGUAUCGUACUGCUAUUAAUGGGAAAAUAAAUGGCUCGGCUUCAUUGAAGUCAGAGCCGAACAGCCAAAUCGACGCGCUUACUCUUGGCGAUGCUGAUAAAUAUCUAUUCUCCCCUAUGCAGCCUGUUCAAGUAUGUAUCAAAAAAAUUGCAUGGGAUGGCAUGCUUAUGGCAAUUGAAGUGACUGGAACUUAUCCAGAAAUGCCUUGUAGCAACAAAAUCCCGCAUAUUACUGUUGCAACAAUUAACAACUCUGUAAAACAUGUCAAGAGCAAUCUGAUGCUCGAACUUGCAAACAGUGGCUCCACUUCUUUGGAAAUCCAUACAUUAACGUUUCCCACAGAAAUUGUGCUAAAUGGAACACUUGAAGGAAUGUUUUAAUAUUUGACUACAUUUUUUGCUUGUUGAUUGCGAUUUGCAUAGACAUGAAUGUAUAUGUCACUAGCAUUGUGAUUUUUCUUGCAAUUUAUUCAUCAAAAGCUAAUAAACAUACUCGCUUAUUAAAGUGU